GAUUACGGUCAUAAAAAUAGAAAAAGCGGUAAAAAAUUGGAAAAAAAUAAUAAAAAUUUUGUAACAAAAAAAUUAUAUAUAAAGGCAGGCAAACAUAUACACAUAUACAGAUGCAUAUUUUACUAUAUAAAGAAAAAAAUCAAGUGAAAUUUUUAGUUUGAAGAAAGAAAAAAAUGUGAGUUAUCAAGUGAAAGAAGAAGGAAUUUAAAUAAAAUUAUUUAUAAUUUAUAAAAAAUAUUUUAAAUUAAAUAAAGUGUUAAAAAAGAGAAAAUUCUUUAACUUAAACUUUUAGAAAGGAAAAAUCCUUAAAAAUCAAUCUUCAUUUCUUACGCAUUUCCUAACCCCUCACAACUUUUUUUGGCCUCUCCUUUGUCAAAGAAAAAAGUACAAAAAAAGGAAACAACGAAUAAAAGCGAGUAAAAAAUAAAGAUAAAGAAUGUGUAUUUAAGUGAGUAGUGAGUGUAUAUAUCCUGUGCUUUUAAUUACUAUUUUUUAGAAGACCAAAAAAAUAGAAAAAAUUAUUUAAAGAAAUAAAAUAAAUUUUGUUUAUUAAAUAAAACUAAUUUCGCUUUUACGCUGCUGUAACUAUAAAAUCCUGCUCUUCGUACGUCUGCAUGUCAUCACUUUUAAUUUUUGUUCAUUUUUCUUUACUCAACAUAAUUUUCGCUUUUUUCUAACAAUUAAGGGAAAAAAUGAAUAUUAAUACAAAGCUUUAUUUGCUGUUAUCAACUCUUUAAUAAAAAAAUAAUAAAUUAAUUUACUAAAUAUGUAUAAUAAAAUAUAAAUUAACCAAUAUAAAUAUAUAAAUUAAAAAAGAAAUUGCUUAAAUAUCUCCAAGUGCUAAUUUUAAAAAGCUUUUGUUAUAUUAUAAUUAAAUUCAAUAUAUAAAAAUGUUUUAACUACGAAACGUGUGUGUUUUUUUAAAAAUAAAACGUAUUCAGUAUAAAAAUUUACAUUUUUCUUCUAAAUUUUGCAAUCAUAUUAAUGUUAUCAGAACAAUUUACGCCGUCUAAGGCGUUUAAUAAUAAUUUACCCUUAAAUGCUGCAUCGGCAACUAAUAGUCAUACAACAACUGUAACCAAUCAUCUUAGUAAAAGAAGUUCAAAAGAUGAGCAUUUCGUCCUUAACACAGACUAUAAACAACUCUAUACAACUACGAACAACUGUCAUCUUUCAACUGCUGCAACGGCGGCAACAACAACAACAACGUUUCCUCUUUUGUCUACAACAACUCCACAACAACUUCAACCAAAUCUACAGCAACAACAACAUCGACCACAAACUCAUCGAUUAUUGCAACAACCUCAACAAAAUUUACUUUUAAUCCAAUGACUAAACAAUUGUCUAGCAAUACCAACACCUCAGGAGUUACAACUGCUGCAGGAGCAGCAGCGGCAGGAGGAACUACUACUUCCUCCAUUAAUGGUGUAGUCGUUGGUACAGCUAAUGGUGCCACAUUUCUACAUACAAAUCUAACUCCUACAAUUAUAUCACCCACAGCCUCUUUAUCACCUGCAACAACAAACUCUUCCUCCCCUUUAACGGGUACUAUACCCAAGAAAACACAAUUACAAAUACCCUCUCACAAUCACUCUCCUCAUAUAAUAACCCACAAUGGCCAAGUAACAACAGCAGUAGCAGCAGCAACAACUCUAUCACCCACUGGCAUAAAUUCUACUUCCUCCUCAUUAACAAAUCACUGCACUGCUUUAACUACAACAGCAACAAACGCCUCCACAGCUCUGACAACAGCACCAGCGAAGGCAACACCUAAAAAAUCUUCAUCUUCUUCGUCGUCAUCGAAUGAUGCCAAUGGUCGUUCGGCUGCCUUGGAGCGUGCCUACGUCCAUGAUGUCUAUGAGAAUUGUGAGGAGCCAACUGGGUCAUUACGACCGCGUGUUGCUCAAUUUCUUAGUAAUUUAGAAGCCGGUUCAGUGGUCUGUGAUGUUGGUUGUGGCAGUGGUCGUUAUUUGACACAAUGUAAUCCCUCAAUCUGUACGGUGGGUGUGGAUCGUUGCUAUCGUUUGAGUCGUGUAGCCAAGGAAAAGGGCGGCGAGGUUGCACUAUGUGACAAUCUUGAAUUACCCUUUCGGGAUGAAUCAUUUGAUGCGGUUCUUUCCAUAGCAGUGGUUCAUCAUUUUGCCACCACCGAGAGGAGAGUAAAUGCCUUGAGAGAAUUGGCACGUAUCUUACGUAUUGGUGGUCGUGUUGUUAUUACUGUUUGGGCUUUGGAACAACGUCAUAGACGUUUUGAAUCACAAGAUGUACUAAUUCCUUGGCAACCGCCUAAAAAUCGUAAUUUCAACUAUUCAGAUGAGGAAGACGAUGAAGACUUUUUACCUCCGUAUCAUGCGUAUACGGAGGAUUCAACGAAUUCCAGUCGUUCAGCUGGAGAUGGUGAUAGUUCGAGUUUGUCUUCUUCAUCGCCGGGCGAAUCUUGUUAUAGUUUUGUUCGUAGAGCCAUACAGAAACUAGCAGGUGGCCGUAAGCAUGCCUGGUUCCUCGACUCCUGGACCUCGAAGGAUACCAAAAACGACAGUAGUUUAGAUUAUGAAGAUGCAAAAGAUUUACCCAUUGAAUUGCGUCGCUUAGAAGACUUUGAAGAUUUCACAGAUCCACCGCUAUCGGCUGGUCUAAAAUCUCGUAGUCUAGGUAGUAUACUCAAUCCACCACCACGACAAAUUGUACGCUCACGUUCAAGUGUACCAAGUCUCGGUGGUCCAUUACUGCAUGUCGAUAAGAAUACAAACGCUACACAACUCUUAGAUGCUCAUGUAGCCGGACAAAUGGUUAAUGUAUCUUCCGCCAAUUCCAUUAAUCACACAAAUGGUCAUUCACCCACAAAUCAUACAUUAAUAAAUACUAAUAGCUCUACGACUGCUGUUACCACAGCACAUGCAUCAUCGAAUCUUAGUCGCCGUCCUAAACUCAUUAAGCAAAAACAAUCUCUUUGUGAUGAAGACUAUCAACUGCCAGAUAUGCCAUUUCACAUGUUUAGUCAGUAUAAUGUAAAUACGAAUGGUGUCACCAGUACAUUGUUUGCCAAACAGCAAUCGCUGCCCGGGCAAAAUUUGACCACCCGCCAAAUGCGUAAGCAGAGUUCAUUGAAUGAAGAACUAAUGGCCGGUAAUAGAAUACGGGAAAAGGAGCGUGUACGCAAGAGAAUACAAAAACAAAUGUCUCUGAAUGAAGCAUUUCUGUGUCGUUCGGCCUUGUUUUCCAAACGUUUGCAGGUUAUACGUGAAGGUUUUACCAGCAAAAUUAAAAGUUCUACUGGCAGUUUGGAAAGAGUUACUAAAACGGGAAUAAACAAAAUAAUGCAAAAUUUAAAAACCACACCGGAAGAGAAAACGCCCUCAGCGGCUCAAGUUAAUAGUAAAACGCCUAAGGGCAAUAUAUGCACACAUGAGCAUCAUCAUCAUCACCAUCAUUAUUAUCAGCAGCAGCAUUCUCCUUUGGUGAGUAAUUUUCAAACCCAUCUACAUCAUUUGCUGCAUCGCCAGAAUACCGCCAAUAAGUUUGCGGGACCCGUAACAAUGUGCAAAAGUUUGGACUGUACCACCACGGCCUGCUAUUGUCAGACCUAUCAUCAAGCCUGCUCACAAUGUACCAAUGCAGGUGAUGAAGAAAAGGCUAGAAGACAUUCCCGAGAAUCGGGUUCAGACUCUUCCAAAGAUAGCAGUUUACAGUCAGACACCAGCAUAGAGUCCGAAGAUAGUUUUGCCUCGGUUAUAUUUAUACCCAAACCCGAGCAGCAUCAGCAGCAGCUGAACUAUCAGAAACAACAUCAAAAUUCUAAUUCUAGUUCGAGUAAUUCCUCCUCUAGCAAUGGCGGUGGUUGUCAUGUUCAUAAAACUUGUUGCCAGAGUAAGUGUGUCUCCUCUUCCUCCAAUUUAGGCCAGUGUUGUAAAUUAGAUAUAAAUGGUCAUCGUAUAUCAUCAGUGCCAACAUCUCCACUUAUAAUGCCCUGCCCACCCACACCCGCUCAUUCGCCAGCAGCGGCUCAAACAGCCGUUACUUCCCCGCCCCAAUCAAUGCCUGCUGUUAUAGCAGCCAUGGCUAUGUUUACACCUCCCGCAAAGAGCAACCUGCCAGAGAAAAGUGCUGAGGAUAAGCUUCCCUUGAAUAGUGUCAACAAGACUAGAUUUAAUUUCGAUGAAGCUCAUAUAAAACAACAAGAGUCUAAGGAUCUGCAGCAGCAGGAAGAACUGAAACAAAAGCAACAGCAAAAAAGUCAAGAAAUUAAACCGGAAAUAAAAAAGGAACUAGAACAACCAUUUGAAAUUAAAAUUACCAGACAAACCAUUAAAGAUUUGCCACCCAUACCGAAAUUCCGUAAACAACAGUCCUUACAAAUAACACGGCAAAGUUUUCCGAUAGUAAGAAGAACUACCACGGCUGGAGGAGGCGCAGCCAUAGCCACCAUACCAAAACUUAUGUCAUUAGAAUUAUUUAAUCCGGCUACCGAUGAUUUAGAUAGUGAUUCUAGCGAACCCUCUUCACCCGACUCAGUAGAUAGCGUUAUAAGUGCGCCCAGAUCCAGUAAUUUGACAACAGCUCCCAGUUUGGAUCAGGCUAAAGAUGUUACACCCAAUGAGGAGAAAGUAGCAGAAUCAGAAACUAAAGCUGAAGAAACCGAAAAUGAAAUGAUAGUUAAUGAUGACAAAUCCGAUAUAUUACCCAACAAAUAUGGUGGAGGCAUGCAAACUAAUCAACCACAAGAUUGUCAAGAAUUUGCUGAACAAUUAAGUGCCCAAUUAAUGCGUGAAUUGGAAGAGAAAAAUAAUAAAGCUGAAACAAGGUCUUUAGAAGCUAGUGAAGAAUUCUUUGAAGAUCCCUUUUCACAGCCACGCAAACGUAAUGGUGAAAAAGAUUUGGCCGCCUUAAGGGAUGAGCUAAGAGAACGUAGACUUAUGUUGGCUAAUUUAUCAACACAACCCAGCCUUAAUCAAUCACCAAAUUCUUCCUCUACUUCAUCGCUCUCCUCACAGACCAGAAGUUUUACCAUACAUGAAGAAGAUGAAGACGAGGAUGAGGAGGAAAAUGAACGCAGUUACACUUUACAAUUGUAUGAAAAUUGUAAGAUAUCGAAAUUUAACUAUAAAAGACAUUUACACAAUAAUUUACAUCCCGAAACGGCAUAUUUGCUGCAAGAUGAAGAUUCCUCCAUUAAGGAUGAUGAGGAAGAGGAAUUAGAAGAAAUUGAACAUGAUGUUAUACUAGAAGAAGAUGAGGAAGAGGUAGAGGCUGAAGAAACUUUGGCACGACUGCAACAAACGACCAAUCAAACUAAAAACGAAAAAUGUGAUUCUCUCGACGACAAGGAGGAUGAAGCUACGACAACGAAAAAGAGUUCGGGCGAAGAAACUACCAUUACUAAUAAUACAACGACCACCUCUAAUACCAUGCAAAAUCGUAAUCAAUCGACCGAAUCUUGGGAGCAUUCAAAUAGCUCAACCACUUCACUUGAUAGUCCAUCACAAGGUGGCGCCACCACACACCAUCGCUACUAUCACGUCUUUCGCGAAGGCGAACUUGAUGCUUUAAUCAAUCAUCAUGUAGCCAGUUUGCAUAUAGUAUCAUCCUACUAUGAACGUGCCAGUUGGUGUGUGGUAGCUGAAAAAGUGCAAGUAUGGACAAUUUGAGUGGUUGGUUGGAUAGAGUUUAUGAAUUUAAAGAAAAUAAAUAUAUAAAUACAUACUACUAAAUUUACAAAAGAAAAUCGCAUUACAUGGAAUCUAUGUAUACUUAUUCAAAUAUUUUUUGUUUAUCUUUUGGCAAAUUAAUAUAUAGUAUAUGCUGUAUGUAAAUAGUACGGUUAUAUAGCAACAUUUUUAAAUAAAAGCUCAAAUAUAUACAAUUCAUAUAUAGAUUUAUAUACUCGUUAUUUAAGAAUCAAAAAAAAUACAUUAAAGUAUCAUUAAGAUUAAUGUUUAAAUAAGAAGUUUUUUUUAGUAUACAUGUUAAAAAAUUUAUGCUGAAAAAGUUUUUUAAUAUAAGAUUUUGAUAUCAGGUUAAAAUUCAUGUUUUUUACGUUAAAAGCUCUUUUCUGUUAAAGUCUUCUUUUACAAACAAACAAAUGGAAAACGAUUUCUAUG
Lucilia sericata (common green bottle fly) is the source of this 6098-nucleotide messenger RNA. RefSeq lists its product as uncharacterized. Gene Ontology annotation, molecular function: tRNA binding; S-adenosylmethionine-dependent methyltransferase activity. Gene Ontology annotation, biological process: tRNA wobble uridine modification. The record is from RefSeq and is a predicted model, not a curated record. Bases 1329 to 5645 code for a protein of 1438 amino acids. NCBI's taxonomy places the organism in Eukaryota, Metazoa, Arthropoda, Insecta, Diptera, Calliphoridae. The transcript has 4 exons. Gene Ontology annotation, cellular component: nucleus; cytoplasm.